Postia placenta MAD-698-R-SB12 is the source of this 1767-nucleotide messenger RNA. RefSeq lists its product as hypothetical. Lineage: Eukaryota; Fungi; Basidiomycota; Agaricomycetes; Polyporales; Adustoporiaceae. The record is from RefSeq and is a predicted model, not a curated record. The coding region runs from base 1 to 1767 and encodes 588 amino acids. The transcript has 14 exons.
AUGUACGAGACAAUCAAAGAUGUCGGCAAAAAACAUACGGGCGUCGAAGGGUUGCCCGCAGAAUUGCACGCCUUCCAUGCGGAGGGAUCGGAGCCAUGGGAUCGCGGCGACAAGGCGGCCAAACGUCGCCAAGGAAGGGAACGUGACGUCGUACAGGUGCAGCUGUUCAACCGGGCGGCGGUUGAUUCGAGCGAGAUCGCGGAAGACGGCGUCGGGAUCCAAAUCCUGCGCCCGCCAUCUCGCGUACUUGAUCAUCAGGCAAUGGAGGUUUAUCCAUCUUCCACCGAACCUGGACGCCAACAACCCCAGCUAUACCAUGCAGCGCUGUCGGCAGAGCUCUUGUCUGUGUGCACCUCCUGUCAGCGUACAGUUAAAACGUUGUUUGCGGGCAACCUACGUAUACCAUCCUUUGCGAUGUUCAUGGUCCGGCGCGGCCCUCUUCUGUGCAUCUGGAACACGACCAAUGCAAUCGUGCGGCGGCUGUCAGGAUCACGAGCAUAUGCAUGCUGUGGGAACGAGGACACACAAUUCGCUCUAUCCACUAUCUUCAUCAUCAGACAUGUGCGGGCGUAUGGGCCCCGUGCGAGCCCAGAUGCGAGGUUCCUCGGAAUGAGGAGUGCACGGGACGGGCAUAGGCGACUGGCUGCCGUAGCUGCUGUUGAUGUAGUUCGUCUUCCGAUGCCUGCCCUAUGCAGUGUAGGCUGGUGCGAAGAGUUGUAUGCGAUGCAUGGGCCCGUGGAAUACCAGUACAAUACAUUCGGCGGAUUCAUCCGGGCUCUGCGAAAGGCAAAGCGUGUUCAAUGCCAUUCCACGACCGCGUGGGCGCCUCGAUUUCGUGUCGAGUACCUCGUCUAUACGCGUGGACAAACCGCGAUAGAACGCGUCGGAUUCCGCGACGAUCUCACGCGUUCCGCUAUGAAGGCGAAGCCCGUCCUGCUUCGAACAAUGUCAGAGCCGCCCUUUUAUCCCCACGGUUCUGCCAUCUUCCUCGGCAAAAGCAUGCAUACGCCGCGCGAGGGAUUCGGCGAGCAGCCGUGUCUUGGUAUAUAUCAUCGCUUGUGCAUAACGACUUUCGGGUUGCAGAAGAGUGUCUUCAAAACCGCUGCACCUGCUACCUGUGGAGGCAACAUGAACAAUCGCAACAGCACUUACAAUGAUGCAGUCAAUGUCCCCGCCUGGGCGAUCCCAAAGCCUGUCAAAGAGGAUGCAAGCUCCUCAUUAGCACGCUAUAUGGGGUUCUCUUCAUGGCGCGACCCCCAAUUUGGAAGGUUCACGUCGAUCAUGCGCAAGCUGAUAGACAAGUAUCUGGACACGCGUUGUUAUUACAAGUACCAGGAUGAAGAUGGUAUGAAGCGGGUGAAGAAAGAGGCAUGUGUCAAGUUGGACUGGCUUCGACGUUAUCAAGAUGCAUGGCCCAUCGGCCUAUAUACCAGGUUGAGACUGAAGUUUUUACGCUUUAAUGAGCGGAACAAUCCCCAUGUUUCUAGCAAGAAUGUCAGCGGGCAGGAGCAUGAUUGUGUUGAAGAGGAACCAAGAACCGGCAUGCAUGCGCCGAGAGACAUACCCUCUAGGUCUCAGGCACGGUCUUUUAAAGAUCCAGCGCAGAUCGCACAAGAGGCGGGCUUCGCCGUCGGGAAGAAGCUAAAGGUUACCGGCGUCGUCGCCACGAGGGACGCGGUCAGCCUCAACACCCGGACGAAAACAAACAAUGCCGUCUCCUCGAGCAUUGGCUCCGGCUCGAACAUACAGGGGCACUGGAACACCUAG